This is a messenger RNA of Lotus japonicus, 897 nucleotides long. RefSeq names its product thaumatin-like protein 1b. Gene Ontology annotation, biological process: defense response. The coding region runs from base 1 to 897 and encodes 298 amino acids. Gene Ontology annotation, cellular component: extracellular region. NCBI's taxonomy places the organism in Eukaryota, Viridiplantae, Streptophyta, Magnoliopsida, Fabales, Fabaceae. The record is from RefSeq and is a predicted model, not a curated record. The transcript is spliced from 3 exons.
AUGGUUCAGCGGUGGCUUUCUUUUUUGCUCUUGACACUUCUUCUAUCAUUAUCAGGGGUUAUUUCAGUGACAAUUACUCUAGUUAAUCUAUGCAACUACACGUUGUGGCCAGCUGCAUACACCACCGGCGGAAACCAAACCCUCUCAACCACCGGCUUUGUCUUAAACUCCGGCGAGUCCUCCACCAUCACGGUACCCGCCGGCUGGGGAGGCCAUUUAUGGGGCCGAACUGAGUGCUCAUUAAACCGCACCACCGGGGACUUUUCCUGCGUCACCGGCGACUGCUUCACCGGGAGGCUCGCCUGCGACGGCAUGGAGAGAACGCCGCCCGCCACGCGGGUGGAGAUGACUUUAAACGGUGACAACAACCAAGACAACUAUGCCAUCAGCUUGAUAGACGGUUUCAACAUCCCGAUGGCGAUUAUUCCGUUGAGGGGAAACUGCAGCAGCUCCGGGUGCCGUGCGCAUGUGAACGCGGUGUGUCCGUCGGGGCUGAAAGUCACGAAGUGGAAGGAGCGUUUGGUGGUGGCAGUGGCAUGCCGGAGUGUUAAUACUUGCCUUGAGGAUUGUUCCUACGUGCAUGCCGUGAACAUAUUGAGGAAGGCGUGCCCGCAGGCGCGUAUCCUCGCCGAUGACAAUGAGAACACGUAUUCGUGUGCAUCUGACACAGAUUACUACAUCACAUUCUGUCCUCCUCUUACCUCCGAAUCCAAUAACACCAGACCUGGUUGGAGAAGAGGAAAGACACAGAAUAAGAAAAAGGAUACAAAUUUACUUUACUGGAAAUGGAUUAUGAACGCAAGGACUAUGCACAAGAUAGUGGGGAAGUGGGAUUUUAUGCUGAGAAGGGGUUACUCAAUUCCUCACUCCAAACCCAGUUUUUUUGCCAUAAUUUAG